AGAAAAAGAGAAAAACCCUAGAAAAAUCAAAAAAAAUUUCCCAAAAAUUCGUCGAUUUGGGGGGAAAAGAUCCGAUCUUCACACUCGGAAGCUACCUGGAUCGGCUCCAAUUUGCUAAUUCUCGCUUCAAUUUUGGGUUCGAAGCACCUCCUCUUUGGUGUUCGUCGCUCCAAAUUCGUGCUUUGGAUCCUCUCGGUGCUGUUUUGGGGGGAUUUCGCUUUGUUUUUCGAUCUGGCUAAUGAGAAAUGUAUCAACCAAAACCUAUCGCUGGUAUGGGCCCAACUCACGGCAAUUCCAUUGCUCUUAAUAAGCAAGCGGAAUUAGCUCGCAAUGGUGUGGGCUCCCCCAAUGAUGCGAGUAAUAGCGCUAGUGCGGCUUCAAGACAGCGAUUACGGUGGACUAAUGAGCUUCACGAACGUUUCGUGGAUGCUGUGGCGCAACUUGGCGGACCUGAUAGAGCCACUCCUAAAGGAGUUCUCAGAAUCAUGGGUGUACCGGGACUAACCAUAUACCAUGUCAAAAGUCACUUACAGAAAUAUCGGCUAGCGAAAUACAUCCCCGAACCUUCCUCAGAUGGUUCCAAGCCUGAAAAGAAAGAUCCUGGCGAUCUUCUAUCGGGAAUCGAAAGCUCAUCCGGAAUGCAGAUCACUGAGGCUCUAAAGCUGCAGAUGGAGGUCCAAAAGCGGCUUCACGAGCAAUUAGAGGUGCAAAGGCAGCUGCAGCUGAGAAUCGAAGCCCAGGGAAAGUAUCUGAAGAAGAUAAUCGAAGAGCAGCAGCGUCUCAGCGGCGUGCUCGCCACCUCGGAGGCCGACAACCCCUCCGACCCUGACAAGACCGAGCCCUCCACCCCGGCCCCGACCUCCGAAACUCCGACGGCGGGAACGGCGCCAAGCGGCCAUUUCUUUUCCGCGGCCCACGAGCCGCCUCUGACCCCCGACUACCCUUCGAAGGAUAACAGCAACGACGAGAGGGCAAGCAAGCGGCCGCGAACGGGCGAGACGGCGGAUUUGGUUCUCGCACAUCAAAUAUUGGAAUCGAAUUGA
Messenger RNA from Ananas comosus (pineapple), 1043 nucleotides. Its product is annotated as myb family transcription factor PHL7-like. Bases 246 to 1043 code for a protein of 265 amino acids. Gene Ontology annotation, molecular function: DNA-binding transcription factor activity; DNA binding. Lineage: Eukaryota; Viridiplantae; Streptophyta; Magnoliopsida; Poales; Bromeliaceae. The record is from RefSeq and is a predicted model, not a curated record. The transcript is spliced from 7 exons.